Alosa sapidissima (American shad) is the source of this 1882-nucleotide messenger RNA. RefSeq names its product solute carrier family 35 member F4 (gene slc35f4). Gene Ontology annotation, cellular component: membrane. Bases 227 to 1474 code for a protein of 415 amino acids. Gene Ontology annotation, biological process: transmembrane transport. The record is from RefSeq and is a predicted model, not a curated record. Lineage: Eukaryota; Metazoa; Chordata; Actinopteri; Clupeiformes; Clupeidae. The transcript has 8 exons. Gene Ontology annotation, molecular function: transmembrane transporter activity.
ACACACUUGAAGUAACACAUACAGACAGUGCAAGAGCAUCCAGUGACAGUGACAGACAGUGCCUGCAUCUGCUAUGUGCAUCCUUUGUGAGAACGUUUUUGCGAAGCAGGGCUCAGUCGGAGAACAAAGAUCAUUAACAUGAAUGUCAUCUUACGGAGGAAUUGAUUGAAAGAGGAUUGAGUGAAAAGGAAAGGAUGGAAAUGUAGACUUGCAUUCAGCAAAAAGGAUGAAGAAACAUUCAACUAAAGUUGCUCCUCUCAAUUCCUACAGCACUCAGGUGCUCAUCUACCCCUUCUCUGAUGGUCAGGAGGGUUCCGAGUCCCAUAGAGAGAUAUCUGCCAGUGAGUCAAGUGGUGAGGACACAUCCUAUAAAACCUUCACAAAAACAGUGUUCAAAGUGCUGGGAGGUUUGCUGGUGGUUCUCUGUGUGUCCUCAUCCUUGGUGGGAACCACACAGUUGGUCCAGCUCACCUACGAGUCUUUCCCAUGUCCUUUCUUCAUCUCCUGGUUCAGCAGUAACUGGAACAUCUUCUUCUUUCCAUUAUAUUACUUUGGAUAUAUGUCUACCACACAUGAGAAACAGAGUCUGAUUCAGAAAUUCAGGGAGUGCAGCUGUGUUUUUGGAGAAGAGGGAAUGACUUUCAAACUGUUUGUAAAAAGGACAGCACCUUUCUCCAUCCUUUGGACACUAACUAACUAUCUUCAUCUGCUGGCCCUACACAAGCUAACAGCUACAGAUGCAUCAGCUUUAUACUGCUGUCACAAAGCUUUUGUGUUCCUGCUGUCCUGGAUCAUUCUCAAGGACCGUUUCAUGGGUAUAAGAAUUGUUGCUGCUAUAAUGUCCAUCACUGGCAUUGUUAUGAUGGCCUAUGCAGAUGGCUUCCAGGGUGAUUCUAUCCUUGGUGUGGCUUUAGCUGUGGGCUCUGCCUGCACCAUGGCACUCUAUAAGGUCCUGUUAAAGAUGUUCUUGGACAGUGGAAGACUGGGAGAGGCAACACAUUUCUUCUCUACAAUGGGAUUAUUUAAUUUCAUCUUCAUCUCUGGUGUGCCCCUGAUACUCUACCUCACUCAUAUGGAGCACUGUGGUUCUUUGUCAUCACUGCCCUGGGGAUACUUAUGUGGAAUAGCUGGUCUCUGGCUUGUAUUUAAUGUGUCAGUCAAUGUGGGGAUUUUUUUAACCUACCCCAUCCUUAUCUCCAUUGGCACCUUGCUCAGUGUACCAGGCAAUGCAGCUGUAGAUGUGCUGAAGCACGAAGUCACCUUCAGUGUGGUGCGUCUAGUGGCAACGUGCAUUAUUUGUCUGGGGUUCCUGCUGCUGCUUCUGCCAGAAGAAUGGGACUCUCUUAUAUUGCACUUCCUGGCAACUCUUGCUGAUAAGAAGUCUGAUGAUCAUGGAGAAGAGUUGACUGAGUCAAGGAUUCAUACAUGUACCUUUAGCCAGGCCAACGGUGCUGUCUCAAUCCCCUUGGCUUGACUUUCUUGCUCAGUUGAUAAGCUCUGGCUGCCCAUGGAUAUCCAUGCCCAAUAUCAUACACAGAAAUCGAUAAAACAGUGAAUGUUAAUAGAGAUCCCAUUACUACCAAACAGAAGCCCACGAGGCGAAACUCUGAUAGUUCUGUGGUAGCACUCUCUGCAUUUUGGACUUAACACACCAGAAUGGCAUACACUAGCCAGAUAGAAUACUGUACAAUGGGUCGUAGAAACAAAUUAUAAAAACGUAAUAAGUUGAAAGUCACACCAUAUCCUUACAGUUCAGUUUAAAUAACAACAUUAGUAAUACUGUGCAUAUUGAUAAUAUUGUUCGCAUGUCAGUUCAUAGAGCAAAAACUAAAAUGCUUGAUAGGCAACACUUUAGACAGAAAGACUUCAGACAAAUGGCGUU